Aspergillus fischeri NRRL 181 is the source of this 2502-nucleotide messenger RNA. Its product is annotated as MutS family protein MSH5. The transcript is spliced from 16 exons. The coding region runs from base 1 to 2502 and encodes 833 amino acids. Lineage: Eukaryota; Fungi; Ascomycota; Eurotiomycetes; Eurotiales; Aspergillaceae. Gene Ontology annotation, biological process: chiasma assembly; mismatch repair. Gene Ontology annotation, molecular function: mismatched DNA binding; ATP binding; ATP-dependent DNA damage sensor activity. The record is from RefSeq and is a predicted model, not a curated record. Gene Ontology annotation, cellular component: nucleus.
AUGAAGCAAUUGAUAGCUGUUGGUCAUGAUAUCCCAUUUGGCCCUGAAGAAAGCUCUGACAACAGGCUAGUGAUCGAACAGACGAAGCCCACUGUGCUCCUUACCUCAGCUCGCGUUGACUACUUGAAUACGUCACAAAGCUCCGAACAAGAUGGCAUUCAUCGUUACCUGCCUUAUCAACUCGAUAUACGCCCGUCACAAGAAUUCGGCCAUUCCAAUGCUACAGCUAAAUUGGCGGCUCUGGAGGUUGCAUCAGCUCACGAACAACGGAUUAAGUUCUUUGUUCCUCACAAUGGAUUGAUUGACCCGGAGCAACUGGAUGCGGAGAGCUUGGGUUUUACACUUCAGGAGGGAAGACUUCUGCACAUGGCAAGCUCCAUCGAUAUGGAGAAUCCCGUUACCAUAGGCUGUGCCGGGGCUGUCCUCGCAUACAUCCAAAGGCGCAGAACUACCGACUCUAUCACUACGCUUGGGUCCACUGGAGCAUAUCAGGUCCGCUCUGUGGAGAUGUUCAGCCUCAAAGGAACCAUGUUCAUCAACAGAAGCACCUUACUUUCCCUGCAAAUCACAGAGUCCGAGUCACAUCCCAGUAUGCUCAAUCAAGGCCCCGGAAGAAAGUCACCAGCCUCGAAAGAAGGCCUCUCCGUAUAUGGCUUGUUUCAGCGCUUCGCACAUACUCCACAGGGGAGAAACCGGCUUAGACAGAUGUUCCUUCGCCCAAGUGUCGAAAUGAACGUUAUCAGCGAGCGACAUGACUUUAUCAGUGUCUACCUGAGACAGGAUAACUAUAAUACUUUGAAUAAAAUUGUGAAGGGUUUGAAGCAUAUCAAAAACCUUCGGCCCGUGAUGAUCAACCUCCAAAAGGGCAUCAGUACGGGAAGUGCUAAGAUCACCGGUUUCAAGACAACAGUUUGGGCUACACUACUUGCUUUCGCCUUUUAUGGCAUCGAUAUUCAUGACGCGUUGAAGGAGACAUUCGGUGCAGAUAAUCUGAACUUGCGUACUCAGGCUCUCCGUGUAUUUGAAGCAUCUCAAUUGUAUCGAGUAGGAAGGAUGAUUCAGGAAAUUGUCGACAUUGAUUGUUCAGAAGACCAAGGUAGAACAGUUGUGAAGCCAGGUUUAGACCGAGAACUUGACCGGAUGAAAGACACCUAUGACGGUUUGAACGAUCUCUUGAAAGAAGUUGCGACAGAGAUAGCAGCGACGAUCCCCGAAAGCCUCGAUAUUGACGUGAACGUGAUAUACUUCCCCCAGCUGGGGUUCAAUAUUGCAGUCCCACUCAACGACAGGGGUGAGGCAGCUUACAGCGGCACUGCUGAUGACUGGGAGCUUAUAUUUGUUACUGAGAAUCGAGCAUACUUUAAGGACUUCAGGAUGAGGGAGAUGGACCAGAGCUUGGGCGACAUAUAUGGGCUGAUUUGUGAAAAGGAAAUUGAGAUUGUUUAUGAUCUUGCGCAGAAGGUUCUGCAACAUAAGGAUGUGCUCGUGCAAGCGUCAGAUAUGUGUGGCCAUAUUGACAGUCUCCUUGCUAUGGCUCAAGCAGCAAGUUUCUAUAAUAUGGUUCGGCCCAGGAUGGUGGAGGAGAAAAUGAUCAGGAUCAAAGGUGGCAGGCACAUACUUCAGGAGUUGACAGUCCCAUCAUACGUACCAAAUGAUACGUUCUUAGUAGGAGGCAGUUCGGAGACUGAAAGUCGAGUCUCACAGAAGGUGCUGGAAAACCUCCAUGGCCCAAGUAUGCUUAUUCUUACCGGUCCCAAUUACUCUGGAAAAAGCGUCUACAUGAAACAGGUCGCUCUGAACGUAUAUCUGGCACAAGUCGGAAGCUUCGUUCCAGCAGAGAAGGCAGAAAUCGGAGUGACUGACAAGAUUCUGGUGAAAAUGAACUCCCAAGAGAGCGUGUCAAAAAUCCAAAGCACAUUCAUGAACGACCUACAGCAAAUCUCCUUUGAUCUGAAACAGGUGACGGGGCGAAGCUUACUCCUAAUCGAUGAAUUCGGCAAGGGAACCAACGAAAGUGAUGGCAUCGGGCUCGCUUGCGGGAUACUCGAGCAUUUGCUGAGCCUCAAGGACGCCCCGAAGGUUAUCGCGGCAACGCAUUUUCACGAAAUAUUCGAAAACGGAUUCCUUCAGCCAAGGCCUAGACUCCAGCUGGGACAUAUGGAAGUUCGCAUCUCUGGGGAGGCUUGCCAAGUGGAAGACCAGAUCACCUAUCUCUAUAAUUUCCGUCCGGGUCGUAGUAACAAAAGUUUCGGGACGAUUUGCGCAGCAAUGAACGGGAUAAGUCAGACGAUCGUUGACCGGGCAAAUGAGCUCGCUGCUCUCUCCGCUCGCGGCGAAAAUCUGAUCGCGGCUUGUGCCACUUUGUCGGCUGAGGAGACAGAGACUCUGGCUGAAGCGGAUGUCUUAGCGAGGCGUUUUCUGGCCUGGGACUUGUCGAACACUUGCGAUGCUGAAGGGGUGAGAGACAUGCUAGAGUCCCUCUUUGCUAAUACGGAAGAAUAA